Molecule: messenger RNA, 1479 nt
Organism: Scomber scombrus (Atlantic mackerel)
Lineage: Eukaryota; Metazoa; Chordata; Actinopteri; Scombriformes; Scombridae
Exons: 1
Coding region: 5-889 (294 amino acids)
Molecular function (GO): protein binding
Source: RefSeq, a predicted model, not a curated record
CGCCAUGGCCUCUUUAACCGUCAGCUCGGCGGCUAGGAGCAUCGAGAAACAUCGGAAGUCCUUCUCGCUGCUCUUCUACCGGGCAGUGCGGGACUUGAAGCCGGUGUGGAUGCUGGAGGACAUGCGGACGAUGGAGACUUUUUACCAGGAGGAGGACGCCAGCCUGAGGACGUACACCCCUUCUGAGGCGUUGCUGUACGCUAUAGUGCACGACCACCAGGCGUACGCCCAGUAUCUGCUCAGCCGGUACACCGACGAAGCGUUAGCAAAGCCCGGGGAGCGCUUCUGCUGCUGCCCGUCCUCCGCCCCGCACCUAGCCAUGGCUGUCCGCUACGACAGGCGCUACAUUCUCGGCGUAAUCUUACAGGCGGCUCACCGUAUACCCAGCACGCCUUCCUACACCGACCGAGCCGGUUGUUUUCAUAUGGAGGACGGUAAAACCCCUCUACACCUAGCCUGCGAGCUGCUGCGGCCAGAGGCGGUGGUCAUGCUGCUGGGGAACGGUGCUUCCCCGCACGCCAAGGACCACAACGGCCUGACCCCGCUGGAUGUCAUCCUGGAGAAACUCAGGGACUCCAACGGGGUGAGCAACGGUGAGAGGAGGCAGUGUCUGGACAAUCUCCUCAUGUUCAUGCCAAAUGUUCACUUCAAAAUGAAAGGAGCUUUAGGCAGAGAGCCGGAGCGUUGGGAUAAGGUGCUGGGUGAGGAUACGUCCCAGUACCUGGCGGGGAGGAGGCCGGCGCCACUGGUCCUCUGCGCCAUGCAGACUAUCCUGAAGCAGCUGAGUCCAGAGACCUUCCCGGACAGCCUGCAUCAGCUGCCCAUCCCCUCCUCCCUCAAACCGCCGGGUCUGCCUGUGAGCCAGCGGGACAAGCAGAGGAUGGUGUAGCAUCAACAUGACAUGCUGCAUGCUCUGUAUGAAAACUGUCAUAUUUUAGCAUGAUUUAGUGUGUGUGUGCGCGCGCGUGUGUGUGUGUGUGUGUGUGUUUGAGGAGCCUGUGUGACUUUAAAGCAGUAACACUUCAUUAUAGGGCUUUACAAAUAAACACUAACAGUCAGGGAUCAUGUGAAUGCAUCUUAUAUAAAGGUGUGACUUUAAUUACACUGUUAGUCUAGUGGCAUAAUGAGUUGGCAGCUCGAGGUUGAUAGGCCUGUAGAGCCACAUUGCAGAGCAGACAGCAGUGGGAGGUCUCGGGAAUAAAACAGCCAUACCCUUUAAUUUUUUUACACUAAUUCAGGCAUCAGGAAUAGGUUUAUUUGUCUAACCUCGUAAAGCGUUACUAACUGCUGUUUAAGCCACUGUAUCAUAUCAGAGAAGUAGACCUACACUGAUGAGUCUACACAAGCUGUGUUACUGAUUUUAAUUUAUUUGAGUUGUAUUUAACGGUAAUGUUAUUAGGAGGUGAUCUUAUAGAUCAUUUGAAAACAGUUGACUUGAAAACUCUUUGGAUGACUGAUUAUUUUUAAAUAAACAGGAAU